GGAGUCUCAUUUUUCCCUUUAGGAAGACAAAUAAUAAGAAAAGUGAGGGCGACUCAACCGCUCCAAAAGUCGGAAACUUUGAAGCCCUAUAACUUUUCGAAAUGGGGGUCAGGGCCAAAAAAGAAAUAUAUAGGGUUAGGCUAUCGAACAUGCUCUACACGAUGGUAUAAUUUUUAUAAAAAAAUUUUUGGUCACAGUUCGGAAUGUUCCCUUGUUAAAACUUAAGUACAGUAAGAAAUAAAAAAUAUGAGAAGCAAAAACUUGAAAAAUAAAACUUAAUGAAGCAAAAAAGUUGGAAUAAAUAAAAAUAAACUUGACGCAAAUAAAACAAAAGUGAAAAUACAAAACUGAAGCAAAUUACUUAAAAUUCAAAAAAAAAUCUUUAAAAAUUCCAAAAAAAUUUUUUAAUAAAUUUAAAUUAAAAAAUAUUUGUUUUUUUUUCAGAGGCCUUUUUAAUGUUAGAAUUCACCCUCCAUAUCAAUUUAUUUUGUUAAUGAAUGCACUAGCAAUGCUUUGCAGUGCUUGCAAUCCUUUACUUUAUACUCUCUUCUCUAGAAGAUUUAGAACAAGAAUAGCAGCUUUACUUUGCCCUUACUCUUUUGCUAAAAAAGUUUCAGCAGUAAAGGCAGGUGCUAGCAGUGUGAUGACAACUAGAAGAGCUUCAAAAUUAUCACCAACUAUGACAAAUGGGGGUGGAUUGUUAUUGACACAGUGGAAUUCAAUAAACAGUAGUAGCUAUUGUGGAGCUACCCACCGUUUAAUGAGUACAUAA
Molecule: messenger RNA, 772 nt
Organism: Meloidogyne enterolobii
Lineage: Eukaryota; Metazoa; Nematoda; Chromadorea; Rhabditida; Meloidogynidae
Source: the annotation of a GenBank genome assembly